CUCGGAUUUGAUCCGCCUCCUCCCAUAGUGCUUCGCCCUGAGUGAGUUGCUGUGGUUUGGCUAGUGGAGAAUCCGAGAGGGGUAGCAAGGGCGGAGACACUGUAGGCACGGAAUACCAUGCCGAAUAAAACGAAAAAGGAAAAGGAUUCGUCAAAAUCUAGCAAAGUGGGCAAAAGUGGAGGAGGACAGGAUAACUUGCAGCAUGAGCAGGGUUCCAACAGGAAGACUGGGAACAGCAUCCCUCCGACCACUCAGCUGCUCAAGGGAAAGCAGCCGGGCUCCCAGACGCCCGUGAAGAAGGACAAGCGGCAGAGCUCGUCUCGCUUUAGCUUGAGCAACAACAGGGAGCUGCAGAAGCUGCCUGCUUUCAAAGAUGUCCCCCCUGCUGAGCAAGAGAAGCUCUUCAUCCAGAAGCUGCGGCAGUGCUGCGUCCUCUUCGACUUUGUCUCGGACCCACUGAGCGACCUGAAAUGGAAGGAGGUGAAGAGGGCGGCGCUGAGCGAGAUGGUGGAGUACAUCACCCACAACAGGAAUGUCAUCACCGAGCCCAUCUACCCCGAAGUGGUUCACAUGUUUUCCAUCAAUAUGUUCAGAACGUUGCCGCCAUCAUCCAACCCGACAGGCGCCGAGUUCGACCCCGAGGAAGAUGAGCCCAACCUGGAGGCUGCAUGGCCGCAUCUACAGCUUGUCUAUGAAUUCUUCCUACGCUUCUUAGAGUCCACAGAUUUUCAACCUAACGUAGCCAAAAAGUAUAUUGACCAGAAGUUUGUAAUGCAGCUCUUAGAAUUGUUUGACAGUGAAGACCCCAGAGAAAGGGACUUUUUAAAGACCACUCUGCAUCGCAUCUAUGGCAAGUUUCUGGGCCUGCGAGCGUACAUUAGGAAGCAAAUUAAUAACAUAUUUUAUAGGUUCAUUUAUGAGACAGAACAUCAUAAUGGAAUUGCAGAAUUACUGGAAAUAUUAGGCAGUAUAAUCAAUGGUUUUGCUUUACCUUUGAAAGAAGAACACAAAAUAUUCCUUCUCAAAGUUUUGCUGCCAUUGCACAAAGUCAAGUCGUUGAGUGUUUACCACCCGCAGCUGGCCUACUGUGUGGUACAGUUCCUGGAGAAGGACAGCACGCUCACUGAACCGACAGUGAUGGCUUUGUUAAAGUACUGGCCAAAGACCCACAGCCCCAAAGAAGUGAUGUUCCUCAAUGAGCUCGAGGAGAUCCUGGACGUCAUUGAGCCGUCUGAGUUUGUCAAAGUAAUGGAGCCCCUCUUCAGGCAGCUGGCCAAAUGCGUGUCCAGCCCGCACUUUCAGGUGGCCGAGCGGGCGCUGUACUACUGGAACAACGAGUACAUCAUGAGCUUGAUCAGCGACAAUGCCGCCAAGAUCCUGCCCAUCAUGUUCCCUGCCCUGUACCGCAACUCCAAGACCCACUGGAACAAGACUAUUCAUGGCUUAAUUUACAACGCGCUGAAACUCUUCAUGGAGAUGAACCAGAAACUCUUUGACGACUGCACGCAACAGUUCAGGGCGGAGAAAAGCAAAGAGAAAGCCAAAUGGAAGGAGCGAGAAGAAGCGUGGCUCAAGAUUGACAAUCUUGCCAAGUCCAACACACAGUUUCUGAUGUACACUAACCCGACGGGCUCAGGCGAUUCGACGGACAUGGAGACAGAUGGGCCGCUGCUCGACGAUGUCAGCCUGCUGGAAAGGAGGAUAGCAGAGGAGGCUAUACAGUUGCAGAAAGACCAGCGACGGGAGCGUCCGUUGAUGAGGAGGAAAUCUGAGCUGCCUAAGGACAUCUCCACGGUCACGGCCUUGGAGCUUCAUCGAAGAGCUGAGGAGAUGUUGACCACACACGAUGGCCACUAACUGGCCGAACUGCAGCAUCACAAGACCUGCCACCAUCUUGACCCAGCCCAGCACAACACUUCAGAAACCCUCUCACCUUCCACCUCCUCACCUGACACAAAGAAGUUUCUCAAACAUGGCGACUUGACCCGGAACAGAGUGGCGCUGGGUCCUUGCACAUCAAAUUCUGUUUAUUUUUGUUCCUCUUCCUCCUCCCAUCUUCUCUGCCAUCCUUGUUUUUUGUUUCCAGCAGAGCUCUGGUUUUCAGGGUGCUGUGCUGCCACCUUCUGGUCAUUUCUCUCAGGUGUUUUGUUCCUCGUGUGUCUACCGAGAUGUCAGGUGCUUUUGCCAAAAACCCUAACCCCCAAAAAACGAGCCCCAUCCCGUCUCCAGAUGACAUGUCCAGUUUAAAGCAAUAUAUAUAUUUUUUUUU
Molecule: messenger RNA, 2269 nt
Organism: Nerophis lumbriciformis (worm pipefish)
Lineage: Eukaryota; Metazoa; Chordata; Actinopteri; Syngnathiformes; Syngnathidae
Product: serine/threonine-protein phosphatase 2A 56 kDa regulatory subunit gamma isoform-like
Biological process (GO): protein dephosphorylation; signal transduction
Cellular component (GO): protein phosphatase type 2A complex; nucleus; cytosol
Molecular function (GO): protein phosphatase activator activity
Source: RefSeq, a predicted model, not a curated record